Molecule: messenger RNA, 1675 nt
Organism: Lactuca saligna
Lineage: Eukaryota; Viridiplantae; Streptophyta; Magnoliopsida; Asterales; Asteraceae
Source: the annotation of a GenBank genome assembly
AAUGUUGGAAAGGGCACCAGAGAGCACACUACUAAUGGAUGUGCUGAAUUCAGAUGGAAGCACGCUGCUUCAUGUUGCAGCUAUCGUUGGCAACACCGAAGCUGCUGAGAUGCUGUUGGAAAGAAGCCCAGAUUUGUUGUUUGCUAAGGACUACGAGGGUCACACACCACUAGCCUUAGCUCUUUCUAAUAUGCAUAGCCAGACGUCUCAGCUUCUGUUGCGACACAUCAUUACUAACAGGGAGGAGGGGGAUUCUAUGCUUUCGGGAAGAAGUGGUGAUGAGCUUCUAGUUCUGGUCAUUUCUUCUAAAGAUUUUGACUUGGCAUACCAUUUGGCGAGGCAUUACAGAACAUUACAUAGUGACGCUGUGCUAAUGGCUCUAGCUCAAAAUUUCCCAUGCGAACCCAAUAUAUUGGAAAAGUAUUUAGAUUUCGUAUGUUGAAGGGACUGAGAUACUAAAAUGGAAAAUAGCCGGUGGUCUGGAAACCGCUUUUGAUUAUAUGGGCCCGUUACGUGGUUUCGGGGUGGAAAAAGCAAUAAGGCUGUUCAUUGCCGGGAUUUUAAUGAUUUUAACGCUUUUCGUGGUAAUCCCUUGGAUGUUAGUGUGGCCAUUUAUUAAGGAGAAAGUUCGAAUUCAUAAUGAAGCCACCCGAUUAUUAAGGAGAGUAUGUGUUUUAAUACAUGUAUCGAGUGACCCCAACACGGAACAUCACUAUUACACAAAUCCGCUUUUUGAAGCGACAAGACAAAACGCAUAUGAAAUUGUAGGAAAAAUUGUGUCUAGAUUCCCAAAUGCAAUUUGGAGUGUCAAUAAAGAUGGUCAUAACAUUAUUCAAUAUGCCGUUCAGAAAAGGUCUACAACCUCCUAUAUCAGAUGAGUGAACAUAAGAAUGUUUAUAGAACAAUGAGAGACUCUUCUGGCAACAACCUUUUGCAUUUGGCUGCAAGAUUAGCACCUACAAACAAACUGAAUCUUAUAUCAGGGGCGGCUUUACAAAUUCAACGUGAACUACAGUGGUUCAAGGAAGUUGAAGGAUUUGUAUGUCCUUUAAACACCACACAAAAGAACUCUUUUGAUGAAACACCACAAAUGGUAUUUACAAGAGAACACAAGGAGUUGGUGAUUGAGGGAGAAAAAUGGAUGAAGGCCACUGCCGAGUCGUACACAAUUUCUGCAGCAUUAAUCACCACCAUUGUGUUUGCAGCGGCUAUUACAGUGCCAGGAGGAAACAAUCAGGACAAAGGGACACCAAUUUUUACCAACAACACCGCCUUCACAGUAUUUGCAAUAUCAGAUGCCGUAUCAUUAUUCUCAGCUGUUACGUCAUUGUUAAUGUUUUUGUCGAUUCUGACUGCACGUUUUGCUGAACAAGAUUUUCUCUUCAAGUUGCCCACAAAGUUAAUAAUUGGUUUGGCCACCUUGUUCAUCUCAACGACAACCAUGAUAAUAGCUUUUGGGGCAACUUUGUACCUUGUGUUUGGCCAAAACAACUCAAGGAUUCUUAUUCCAAUAGUUGUGUUGACAUGCCUACCAAUUACUUCUUUUAUGACGCUGCAGUUCCCCUUAAUCAUAGAGUUGAUGAGUGCAACAUAUGGUCGUAGUAUUUUUGGAAAGAAGAAUCCUGCAUAUGGUUAUGACGAGUUUGGGUUGAUAAUAGAUCAUCGCUUCUAUUAG